Messenger RNA from Anisakis simplex (herring worm), 372 nucleotides. NCBI's taxonomy places the organism in Eukaryota, Metazoa, Nematoda, Chromadorea, Rhabditida, Anisakidae. The record is from the annotation of a GenBank genome assembly.
AUGAGCGAUUUGUGUUAUUGGUUGGUUGGUUGGUUUGAAGUUGGAAUUGACUUUCAGAAAUUGUUGUGGAAAAUUCGUGAGGUGUGUAGUCGUGGUGGAGACGGCGUCAAGAAAACGGCUGUACGAAUGGAGAUAGCCGAACUGAUCGAUCAUCCAUACUUUGUCGGUGUUCAGUAUCAUCCCGAAUACCUAUCACANGAGAAUUUAGCAAACUUGUCCAAGCCAAUGCUUUACGAAACACACGAUAUGGUUGACAAGAUCGGUCAGCUUCCGAAGCCUGUUGUCGAAAAUGGAGAUGCUUUGAAGGAAAUGACUAAUGGUACAGAAAGUUUGGCAAAAUCUUGUUUUGAGAGGACAAUUACGAGUAAUUGA